AUGAUUGCCUACCUUUCCUCCAUAGACGCAUCUCCCGGGAGUGUUGCGACGCUGCGCGAAGAGCUUCAGAUCGGCGAUAGUUUCGACGACGCUACCUGCAAGAAGUACAAAGGACUGCUGGAAAAGAAGUGGACAGGAAUCGCUCGACUGCAGAAGAAGGUACAAGUUCCCAUGGCUGUUAGACAUGGAAACCGCGAUCAACGGGCAACGACUUUCAUUGUUUUUCUCCAAGCGGCCAAGACCCCGAAAAUUGGCUUCCUGGACCGUCAUCGGCGCGUACGUUUGAAUCGCAUUGAGGCGCUAUUACAUACAUCGCACUCCACCCCGUCUUCAAAUCACUCGCCUCUGGCUCUGAGGAUUGUACAAUCAAGAUAUAGGACCGGGAAUUGGAUUCGGGAUGUGUCACCUUCAUUUGACGGCAAAUGGUUGGCCGCAGGUGGCCGUGACCAAGCGGUAACAGUGUGGGAAAUUUCAUCAGCAGAACAGAAAGCUGCAUUAUUGGGCUAUGAGAAUUUUAUUGAGUGUUGUGUCUUUGCGCUACUAGCAAGCUAUGGACACCUGGCUGCUCUCGCCGGACUAAAAAAACCGCCUCCUGCAAGCAGUUCGUCCGAAUUCAUUGCGACAGGAGGUAGAGAUAAAACUAUCAGGCUGUGGGAUGCUCGAGGCAGACUUAUUAAAACUCUUGUCGGCCAUGAUAAUUGGGUUAGAGGACUGGUAUUCCACCCCAACGGGAAACAUCUGAUCAGAGUUGCGGACGACAAAACGAUACGGUGCUGGGAUCUCUCUCAGGAAGGGAGAUUGGUAAAGACAAUUGAUAACGCACAUGACCAUUUUGUUACUUGCAUUCGCUGUGGUCCUAGUCCUAGGAACGAAACCGAAACGACCAACGGAACGACAAAUAUGGGUGCUACUAAGUCUAAGUUUCAAUGCGUUAUUGCCACAGGAGCGCAGAUUCAUGCGUACGGGUCUUUACAUAGGUUGUCAUGA
Molecule: messenger RNA, 987 nt
Organism: Talaromyces atroroseus
Lineage: Eukaryota; Fungi; Ascomycota; Eurotiomycetes; Eurotiales; Trichocomaceae
Product: Nuclear distribution protein nudF 2
Exons: 3
Coding region: 1-987 (328 amino acids)
Molecular function (GO): protein binding
Source: RefSeq, a predicted model, not a curated record